CCCAAUAUCUGCCUCUCGCAAGAUUCGUCAAUAAAACUCUGUUAUACCUUUGUCUGAAAACCCAAUUGGAUUAUGUUCGACCACUUCUGGUUAAUAUAGUUACACGGAAUGGACUUUUUAUGACGCUCGUCCAAUAUUAAAAAAGGAAAAUCGUAGGUUGUGUACUUCUCGAUACAAUGUUAUGAUUAGUUCAUUACCCAAAGGCAGGAGGAAUAGAAUGGGAAUAGAUUAUGCAACUUUUGUUAUCCCUUCAUGGAGCUAAUGAAAAUGAAUUGGAUAGAUACGAUAUUGGUUACUCUCCUAGCACAUCUCUACCUUUUGAUCAAUAUUACACCGACUUAUGCCUCAUCGAAAGAUUUAUUCAGUGAAGAUCCAUAUGCAGAUGGAUCGAACACUUCAUCAGAUAGUGCCAACAUAGAAGACUACAUCCAACUUCUAUCUUCUGUUCUGAUGAAGCCUUGGCCUUCUGGACUGAGCCCCCUGGUCUACAUAGAGAAAGAAUUCGACCAGAUCUUGAGAAAUGAAGAUGCUCAGAUGUAUUCUGAAUCUUCCAAUUUAUCGGAAGACAAGCGCUCAAAGUAUUACCGCAAAUUUCCCUUAAAACGACAAAACAAAUACUUGAGAUAUGAUGCCGAAAAUCGUUAUAUGUGCCUUCCUUCCAAAGAAGAAGUCUUCAAACUCUUCGUGGCACUACACGAAACUCAACAAGGAAAAAGAGGGAAAACUGUGAGUUUCUGCAACAGAAAAAGGCCAGCGAGAGCCGUUUUCACAAAUAUCAGGUUUCUGGGAAAAUAGGAUGAACCAAUCGAAAUUUUAUACUUUAUAUUUCAUGAUACGAAGAACGCAUUUCAGAUUAACAUUUUUUAUGAUAGUGGACUUGGUGAAUGGUCAAAAAUCAAGCUUUACUUCAAGAAGAAUGGUUGAAUUAAAUGACCAUAUCCUUGUUCUUGAUUCGAAUCGAAUUGAUUCUGAUCAAUGAGUGGAAUCAAGUUUAUAUAGUGAGUGAUAUUUGUACUCUGUGUCAUUGUGAAACUGACUAAAUUAAAAUGGGUAUUUUUCUUUAGAAAAUUCCAAAUUUUAGAAUUUAGAUUAAUCUGGAAUGUGACUUCGAUGACAAUGUUUUCUAAACGAAGAUGCUCAGAUGUCCACUACAUAUCCGAAAGUUUUAUGGUUGAGUAAAUUUCCUCAUUCAAUCAACCGAAUAUAAUUUUGAAUGUUUGUAUCUGAACAUAUCUUAAGGAAUGAAAUACUAGAAAUAAAAGGAGAAGAUUUAAAGGUGACUGUAAAAUCAUAUCAGUUUAAUGGAUUAUAGUAGAAUUAAAGAGAUGUUCCAAAAA
Coccinella septempunctata (seven-spotted ladybird) is the source of this 1337-nucleotide messenger RNA. RefSeq lists its product as uncharacterized. Lineage: Eukaryota; Metazoa; Arthropoda; Insecta; Coleoptera; Coccinellidae. The coding region runs from base 253 to 795 and encodes 180 amino acids. The record is from RefSeq and is a predicted model, not a curated record. The transcript is spliced from 4 exons.